AUGUCCUGCUCCAGCCUGUGCUCUCCCUGUGGGGUGGCCGCCCCUUGCCCCCUGGCCGACACCUGCAACCAGCCCUGCGUGCGGCAGUGCCCUGACUCCAACGUGGUGAUCCAGCCCCCGGCCUCGGUGGUCACCUUCCCUGGGCCCAUCCUCAGCAACUUCCCCCAGUCCAGCGUUGUUGGCUCCUCAGGAGCCCCUGUGGUGGGAGGCUUUGGAGGCCGUGGGGGCUAUGGAGGCUAUGGAAGCUGGGGUGGCUAUGGAGGCUUUGGGGGCUGGGGUGGCUACGGAGGUCUUGGAGGCUGGGGUGGCUAUGGAGGCUUUGGGGGCUGUGGGGGCUAUGGAGGCCUUGGCGGCUGGGGAGGCUACGGAGGCUUUGGAGGCUGUGGGGGCUAUGGGGGCUGGGGUGGCUACGGGGGCCGUGGCUCUCGGUACUUUGGAGGCAGCUGUGGGAUCUGUUAA
Molecule: messenger RNA, 459 nt
Organism: Dryobates pubescens (Downy woodpecker)
Lineage: Eukaryota; Metazoa; Chordata; Aves; Piciformes; Picidae
Product: claw keratin-like
Exons: 1
Coding region: 1-459 (152 amino acids)
Cellular component (GO): intermediate filament
Molecular function (GO): structural constituent of cytoskeleton
Source: RefSeq, a predicted model, not a curated record